GGAAACAAGUCGUACCCAUGCACAGCAGUGUCAAAGAUUAUCAUCUAAAAUGGGAUGUAGGCAAACUAAGGUUAAACCUAUGAAGCAAACAUCCCCCGAGGAGGCUUUGGCGGGCAAGAUUAACUGCCCUCACGAGCUGUACUACGCUAAGUGGCAGGUGGCACCGCCCACACCCCGCCUGACAGGGGAUGAGAUUCUUCAGCAGCUCAGAGAUGACGGGUUGGUCCCUGUCCACCAGACACGCGGUGGGGUUGCUUUCUCUGUGCCCGCCACCGAGUGCGGUGUUGCCCGCGGCAAACCACCCCGACGUCUGGAGCAAAUCCCAGUGCGAUGCUUCUACACAGCUGAGAGGAGGAGACAGAAAGCUGAUGAAUUUAGAUUUGACAGGCUAGUUGAGCAGGUUCAGAGGAAACAGUUGGACAGAGAAAUAAAGCACAAAGCUGUGAAAGACGAGAAGAAACGUCGCGUUCCUGAAAGAAAUGCUGGCGGAGCAUCAGCUCCAGAUGAGGGACGAAAAACUAAAGAGACUGGACGAAGAAAGGGCGGCGAAGCGGAAGAACCCCUCCAAGCAAUAGAUGUGCAGGCGGGUGGGUGGGUCUAG
Haliotis rufescens (red abalone) is the source of this 601-nucleotide messenger RNA. RefSeq lists its product as uncharacterized. NCBI's taxonomy places the organism in Eukaryota, Metazoa, Mollusca, Gastropoda, Lepetellida, Haliotidae. The transcript is spliced from 2 exons. The record is from RefSeq and is a predicted model, not a curated record. The coding region runs from base 50 to 601 and encodes 183 amino acids.